Chaetomium fimeti is the source of this 1134-nucleotide messenger RNA. Its product is annotated as U1 zinc finger-domain-containing protein. Lineage: Eukaryota; Fungi; Ascomycota; Sordariomycetes; Sordariales; Chaetomiaceae. The transcript has 3 exons. Gene Ontology annotation, molecular function: zinc ion binding; pre-mRNA 5'-splice site binding. Bases 157 to 918 code for a protein of 253 amino acids. Gene Ontology annotation, cellular component: U1 snRNP; nucleus. The record is from RefSeq and is a predicted model, not a curated record. Gene Ontology annotation, biological process: mRNA splicing, via spliceosome; mRNA 5'-splice site recognition; spliceosomal snRNP assembly.
GCCUCGCGAGCUUGGCUUGGCCUUCUUUUGUUUCGAGCCACCAUCGCAAUCCAAGCUUCAACCUGCAUCCGCAACUCAAAGUUCCCAAUUCUACUCUUUCUCAACAACCACCACAUCUCGGCGCGCCGCGAACACUCGCGACAUCCCACCGCCAAGAUGCCCAAAUUCUUCUGCGACUACUGCGAUGUCUACCUCACGCACGACUCCAUGAGCGUGCGCAAGGCCCACAACAGCGGCCGCAACCACCUGCGCAACGUCGUCGACUACUACCAACAAAUCGGCCACGAAAAAGCCCAAUCCGUCAUCGACUCCAUCACGUCCUCGUACGCCGCCGAGGGCCAAGCCCACGCCAACCCCAUGCUGCCGCACAACCAGCCCGGCGGCGGCGGCUUCGGCCUCGGCCCCGGCGCGGGGCCCAUGGGAGGAGGUCCACCAGGAGGUCCAGGAGGAGGAGGACCAGGCGGGCCAGGAGGCAUGGGCAUGCCGCCCCCGCUGCCGGGGAUGCCGCCCAUCCCGGGCAUGAUGCCGCCCUUUGGGGCCGGCAUGCCGCCGCCGCCGUUUCCCAUCCCCGGCAUGCCUGGCCUGCCGCCGGGUAUGCCGCCGCCGCCGUUUGGGGCGGGGCCGCCCGGUGCGGGUGGUGGUGGUGGUGGUGGUGGUGGUGCAGGUGGUGGUGCGGGUGGUGCGGGUGCGCCGCCGUUUCCGUUCCCGCCGCCGUUUCCGCCUGGUGGUGGUGCGCCGGCUGGGUCGGGGGCGCCGCCGUUUCCCAUGCCGGGGGCGGGUGGUGCGCCGCCGCCGUUUCCGCCGCCCGGGUUCCCGCCGCCGGGUGCUGGGGGCUUGCCGUUCCCACCGCCUCCGGGCGCGGGUGGGGGGUUUCCUGCGUUUCCGCCGCCGGGGGGGUUUCCGGGGGAGAAGCGGUGAUUUUGGGACGGAGAGGUUUGGUGAUGAUGCCUGUUUAAGGAAGGAGAUGGUAGAGGGGUGGUGAGGUAAUGAGUCGAGUGUGCCUGGGUUGUUGUCAUCAUUGGUCCUGUAACUUUUGCUGUUUUGACAUUCCAUGGGAAGGGACACUGCAACGGCGUAUAGGCGUUUUCGCGGCAAGGGAAGAAAAGGCAGGAAAUUGUUAAAAUACUGUAGAAC